GCCAUAUGCGGUGGACCAUUUGUCAAGGCGCUCACAAAGGCCAAUAAUCUCGCGUGACACGUGUGAUUCCCCGAUAAAAAGUGUCACGUGCUGGCCGCGCGCACCCCUCUACGGGCUAGCAUCGCGCGCGCCUACCCCCCACCCCGGCAGUAGAUUUGGAAAAACUUUUUCCCUUCGAACCGCGCGCGUUCGACUCGACUCGACAAUUUCGUCCCCGUUACUCGAUCAGGGAACAGACAACCGUCGGGGGAAGACGUGAACGGUGUUUUCCUCGCGAUUCAAUCGUCCCGACGAGACUAAUCUUUUGGUGGACAGAGUGUAACGGGGAGGCUGAUAACGAGAAAAAAUAAAGAAAUAAAGAAGGAAGGAAGAGGAGGGUUGGAAAAGGUGAUACACUUGCGGAAUAGGAAAUCCAACCAGUUUUUUUCUUUCUCUUCUUUUUCUCGAAAAGACCCUUCGACAAAGACUGAUCGGACUCCGCGGGGAAAGUUUCGACUGUGAUUCCCUCGGUUCGAUGCCAAACGUAAAAGGUUGAGAGCAGUGAGACAGUGUUGGUGCGCGGCUGCCGCGUGGGGUGGAAAAGGGAACGCAGCUUUUUCCUAUCGAGUAAACGGAGAUCUAUGGUGGCAAUCGACGGGUUACGCUGAAAUCUCUGGCACAGGUUUCUGCGACAGUGUUUUGACAGAGAGGAAUUCGUUGACGUCAGUGUCGGUGACUUCAACGCAGCUCUAAUCGACAGGCCAAAGUGAAACAGAGAUUUAUGUCGGGGUUAUAAUUGAAUCUUGAUUUCUUCGCGUCGCGAUCGAUGCGUUCGAAUGAGAUGAUGGAACAAGCUGACGUUUAAAGUGAAUCGUUGUUGCAAAAGUUUCAGGGUGUUUGUGCGUCUGGGCCGACUUUCCGGCGCGGUCCCAGUGGACAAUCGACGAAGAUCUCGUUAAGAAAGUGUGCUCGGGGACCAAGAAGAAUUUAUGGUGCACGAUCAGAGAAGGUGUUAUCAGCCAGGUGAUAAGCACCCUUCUUGGCCGUAAAACCACCACGCUGACACACGGGCUGCUUCUUCUCGCUCCUUCUUUUUCCACGUUCCCCUCUUCUCGCUCUCGACUCGGUGAAGGGGGCGGCCUGGUACGGUCCUUCAGCCGGAACGGAAGUCGCCCGCCCAGCGAGGGGACCGCGGGGGAUGCUGGAAGAUGAGCGCGACCGGUGAAAAGGGACCAAGGGAAGAGUGAAGGCAGGAACCGAGAAAGCAAUCCGGAACAACGAAGAUGAGAUGGGAUGCUGCGGUCUACCUACUUUCGCUGCUGCUCUUCUCGCUGGCCAAUCUUUGCUGGGCUCUCGUCGAAACCCGAGGAUGCAAUCGGACUGUCAGGAAUUCCGUUGGCUGGAUAAGUUGGACAGGCCGAAUGGGACGCUGUGUCGUUCGUAUUAGGGCACCAGCUAGAGACCCACAGGUAAUCGAGUUGAAAGUCCGAAGAUUACAGGUUGGUUUCUUGAAAAAUACUAAAUGCGAGGGUGCUUAUAUUCAAUUCUCGGAUGGGAACGAAGAUCUUGAAGAUGAAUCAGGACGAUAUUGCGGUCACGUAACUGGAAACAUAACCAGGUUGUUCCUGAGAAAGGGGCCGAACCUGACGAUCAUAAUGGAUUCGGACGCAAAGUUCGCCGCAGAGAAUCCGGUAAUGUUCUCCGCCCAAUUCUCGAUUUUGCCUGCCCAGCUAGCUAUCGAACGGCACCGCGGCUUCUCGCCGUCCCCUCCGUCCGCGUGUCCCUUGGAAUGUGCCGUACGUAAAGAUCGAAGAUCCUGUAAACUGGUGUCCCCGGGUUAUCCGGGUGUCUACCCGCGCGGUAUCAGAUGCAGGAUCGCGAUGGAGUCGUCCGCGGGUCGUUUCAAAAUCGGCGGCCAACCGGACGACCUCUUCGAUCUGAUGAACCGCACGUCCCAGGACGGCUGCCAGACGGAGAACUGCGAGCAGCACGUGGAAAUCGUGGCGGAUGUCCCUGAGACGAGGGUCGCCGGAUCGGAUGGACAGUAUCCGCCGAAAAAUAAGCCCGGAAGGAGACGCAGGAGUCCCGAUCACGAGGAGGAACUGGAAUUUAUCAUUGGGCAAACGUCCCGCAAGUUCAGGAGGGGCAGGAAUAAUCGGAGAAGACUUAAGAAAGUGAAGAAGGAAGCUGUUGGAUCAAAGGCUCCGAUCAAUUCCCGCGGAAAGGAGGUGGACAAGGAUGCCCGGAGGAAUAACGACCGUCUAAAAGAGAUCACCGAGCAGUCCUCCGCAGACGUUUUCCCCGGCAAAACCGGCUCCAGGCUAUCUGCCGGCUAUCGCGAUCAGGGCGCCCGGUCCGAAUCUAUCCAGAAGCGACUUCGUCACCCGCAACGCGUCCAUAAGAAGUCUAUGGGUCUGAUAAGCCCGAAGAAGAAUUCCCAUCGUGAUCUGCAAGACAUAUCGGACGUGAGGAUACUGCCCGACGGAACGCACGAGGUCGCCAGAAAGCGGUUGAUCCAGGAGAAAGUCAGUUUGCUGCAGGUUCCCGAAUAUCGGUAUGUGAGAAGGGGCCGAAUGCAAGAGAAAUUAGGGAGCAGCAGUUGCGUUGGCGACUAUCUCGCUAUCUUGGAGAACGUAGACGGGAAAAUUUUCGAAAUUUCGAAAUUCUGCGGCGAGGGUCACGUGCCGCGGAUUUUUUCGCGAGGAAAGCAUAUUAUCAUCGAAUUCUUCGCAGAACAGGAUGGCACGAUAAUGCACGACGGGUUCCAGUUGUCACUUCAAGAAACUGAAGAAUCGUCGGCCGUGCAACAUGAUGGAAACUGCGAGUUCAUUUACAAAAGCUCGGAGCGCACCAGAGAAAAUAUCAAGUCUCUGCAGAGCUGGUACCCGCCCAACACUCUUUGCAAUUACAAAUUCAUUGGGAGAUCUUCUGAGAAGAUUUCCAUUCAUAUGAAGAUAAUUAGAAAUGAACCGGAACAGGAGUACGCGACCCAGAAGCAAAACUUUUCUUUGAAUUACUGUACCGGAAACGAGAUCGCUGUUUACAAUGGGAUACAGGCAAACAAUAGUAUUCUAAUGUGGUCCUACUGCGACGUGUCUCACCAAGACAUCAACAACAUACAAGUUCCGCUCACAUCCACCGGAAAAGAACUAUUGAUACAAUAUUACAGCGCGAAAGGUUCGUACGAUGGACAAGAAUUCAUUUACACAAUAUCAUACAAGUUUACAAAGAAAUCGCAGAAUUCGACGACCAGGCGGCAAGUGCAAGACGAGAAUUUCAAACUGAUCUCCCUCAGGCCAGUGAAUUUUUCUGCUUUGAACUUGAACGAGAGUGAGAACUGCAACUGCGAUUUUGGCGACAGAAUCGGCAGUUUCAAAAACUGGUUCAUGGUUCUCGUUGUCCUGGGAGUCGUGUCCUUCCUCGGGGCUAUUUUCACUAUAAUCGCGCUCCUCGCAAAGUGUAUCAAAAUGAAAUCAAUGGAGAAGAAGCUUCUCCAAACCCCGAAACUGUGAGAUCAAUCAAACUUUUGUACAAAUUUCUAUUUAUGGAAAUAAAAAAUGUUUUUACACCCAAUAAUUAUCAAGUACCCGAACCUAGACUCUACACACUGUAAAAAAUUGACCGUAUUAGUCGUCGCGUCGUUCCAGUAAAGAAACGAAGAGGAACGAAAGGAUGCGGCCAAAUAAGGAGGUCAAAGCUACCCUUCAGCCAAAUUAAAUUGAUGUUCAACCAUUCGAUAGCUUGCCAAGAAAAAAUAAUUCGUGCCAAGUUUCGGGAGGAUAGCUGUAAGAAAACAUCGAGGUUAUUAGGGUUUCUCUUAUUUUUUUCUAUUUACUUAAAAUAUCUGAAAAAUGAGACUGGGGUAUAUUGUAGUUAACAAAGAAUAUGUUAAGAAAUCCUUCCGAAUUUUUUGGUGCAAAAGCUGGAUUUUUAUUAUGUUUUAACAUCUUUGAUUUUAUAUGAAUAAAAUUUCGAAUUAAGCAGUGAGAAAGAUAAUUCAUAAAAUAUAUCUACACAUUGUAAGAUUUUUAUGAGAAUGUUUGCAUUUGUUUAAGUAAGGGAAACAAAACAAAAAGGGAUCUCCUGGUUUUCUUUUGUAAUUUCAUUUCUGGUCAAGAUAAAGAGCUGAAACUUAGGUGUGAACUUUUGUUUCUUGACAAGCUAUUAAAUAGUCCAGCGUGAGUUUAAUUUCGUACAUGGGCACUUCUAACCACUUUAUGCGAUUAUAACCUUGCAGCAAAAUUUUUGCUUCUUGGUUCCAAAGUCCAACAUAAUUGCAAGAGAAAUCUUGAAAAUUUUCUACUUGAAAAGUUCCGUGCUUGCAUAAUAAGACUUUACAUACAGAACGUUUUUUACUGUACGAGAAAUAUUGCGAGAAAUAAUUCAUUCAUUAAAAAUCUAAGCGAUUUAUUUUAAUUACAAAAAUGUAUUGUGUCUGAAUAUAUAAAUGUAGAUUAUUUAAAUAUUUAAAUUUAUACAAAAUUUCAUUUGCUUUAUUAAAAGGUUUCAAAGAUGAACAGGACAAAUAUAUAUCUUCUCAAACUUAAGAUAUCUUCCUCUGCGUAAGUUCACCUUUUUGAGGUAAAGUAGCUAUUAAAUUAAUUUAUAGAAUUUUUCCAUCAUAAAUCUGAUUAGUUUUGCUUUUGGAUUUAAUUAAUCCAAACUUUACAUCAAUUGUAAGUUUCAUUGAUUUCAUGGUUUUCGAUCAAUUGAUUUACACAACUGAGACACUUACAUAAAAGAAAAACUAAAAUAGCAUAAAUACGCAUUUUUAUCAUAAUCUUAUUCUUGCAAUAUUUGCCAAAUAUUAAACAGCAUUCUGUAUAAUUUUGUAUCUUAUUCCUUAAAUUGAACGCACAUUAUAGUAACUGUGGUUUAUUGCUGCAACUUGUAAAUAGUAAAUAUAUGUGUACAUCGCGCUCAACAUAUCUGGUUAGAAAAUAAGAAAAUCGUAUUGUUAUGAUGGCCACGUGACACGUGGUUGUUAUUGCGAAAGAAAGCGAUGCAAAAUAUAAUAUAUAAAAGAUAUUCGUAUAAGAAAACUGUACUAUUUAUUAGGUAAUGGAAAAAAUGGAGGGGUCAGUUAUAAAAAGUUCUUUUCGAUAGUAAUUAAUAGAAUGCGAUUAUUUGUUACGAAAUUCCAUCCAGUUCAGAUGUUAGUUUAGAAAGAUAUCGUUUGCGCUCAAUAAUACUAUAAUUAAAUCAAAUAUAUGUAAAAUUAUUAAUUACAUUGACAGACGAUGAAUUAGAAACGUAAUUUAUUCAAUGAAAGAUCGGUAAACGUUUUGUCAUGCUAAAGUACGUCGUUUCUUGUUAGCGCUCGAUUUAAACCUUGGUGUACAAGUCUGAGUGAACACUACAGCCGUAUACGAGGUGUCCAAUUUUAAUUUACUUGGGCAGAUGUCUUGAAAAAUUGUCAAAAUAAUGAAAAUCAUUUCGAAAAAAAGCUAUAGAGUAUUUACCCGUUAAGGUAAAUGCCUGUAUUAAGUUAACCAUUAUAUAAUUAAAUUAAAUUUUUUAAUAAUGAUGCUAAAAAUAAACAAAUUUUGGUAUAUAUGUCAAUCGAAUAUUUUUAACCAGUGGUUAAUCAAGUGCAUAUGUAAACAACAAAUAUUUACACUUGAUUUUGUCGAACACGAAAUCUCAAAUAAAAAAGCUUUAUUUUCCAUGAGAAAAUAAUUUGAAAAGAUAGUAAUUAAUUUCUGUCGUAAUCAAUGACUCAAAACAAUAAUCAAAUCAAACUCAUAUUACUGUCAGCUGCAAGAAUAUACAUACAAUUAAAAGUAUAGAUUUUUGUUUAAAAAUUUGGAGUUGAUUUAGGAAAAGCCUCUGAAUGUUAUCGCGAAGUGAAAUUAAAUGUAAACAUAAUCUACUUCCUCGAUACCCUGCAGCUUUCGUUGGAAAUGUUUUUCAUAUAUCUAUUUCAUAUGUUCAAACAUGUUUAUCUGGGAAGAUGAAAAUCACACAUCCUGUUUAUUAUACUAAUAUUAACUAAUAUUAACCCCUUGCCUCAUAAUUCCUUUUGUUGCUAUGACAGAUAAUCAUUAAUAAGUUGCUAUAAAAAUUAAGUAAUCAAUACUCUUCUUAAGUCUAAAUGAACUUUAAAUGUUAAAAAUUCCUAACAAAAAUAACACAAACACAAUUACAAAUAAUACUUAUAUUCAUUAACUUCUAUUUUAAAUCUUUCUAACUGAGCUAACAUGGUAUUACGAGGCAGGGGAUUAAUGAACCGAAAAAGUGAAUCAAACACAAAAUUCGAUGAAAAUGCUCAAAAUUCAUUCUACAUCAAACUGUAAGGAGAAAACGAAAGUUUGCUAGGUUACGAAUGAAAUACGUGCGAACGAGGCAUUUGGUCGUGUAAUGUCUCGCGAGAUAAACUAUUUCCCCAUUUAUUGCAUCCCGUGGCAGCGGCUUCUUUAUACACGGAGGAAAAUGAUCGCGGUAUGGUAUCACGCAAAGAAUGAGCCAGAAAACUUCCUAUUUCCAAGGAACAAAUAUUUUACAUCAUUGUGUGGACCAAUGUAUUCUGCGUUACCGUGGAACAAGUAUUAUAUGAUAUGAAUACUGGGUAAGUUUCCUAACAAGUAUAAGUCAAAUCAAACUCGACGUGUCUGGUAAAGGUGUCCACAGUAUUAUCGUGUUCAGAUAAAUGGUUGACCGAUGUACAUUACCGCUACAAAAUAUUUGAUCAUUUACUGUAAUUGUAAUCUAAAGAGAAAACGAUUGAAAAGAACAUUAUUUUAUGGCUGUUGGUUCACUACUAUUAUUCAGACAGAACAUUUCAAGUGUUUUCACAAAAAUCUAAACGUUCAUUCGUAUUAUUUUCACUGGAAGAUCAAUGUUUUACUUAAUUCAAUUAAUAAGCGAUUAAAUAUUUUUCAACGGCAGUGUACGUAAAUACAAAGUUUCCUAAUUAUUCGACAGACGAAUGAGUUACGAUUCAUUAUCAAAUUACGAUGGAAGGAAAAAUUAUAAGUAGCAGUUUUCUGCUUUUUAUAUCACACCCUUACGGAAGAGCUGUCGCAAAUAAAAAAGUUUACAAUGUUUGGUUCAUUACACGCAAAGAAAUUUUUUUUAUGUAAAAAAUUGCCACCAGGAAAAGAGUUAAAUAAUUAAUUAGAAUAUUUCAAACGAUAAUUCACUAAUUUUCCACACUAAAAGUUCUGUUUAUUUUUCGGAAAAAUUUCAUGUUUUCAAUUUGUGACAGUUGUUUCAUUAGAAUGUGAUACAUUUUACAAGUUAAAUAAGUUAAUAAUUCAUUUUUUACCUACUUCUUGAUUUUCCUUCCAAAAGUAUUCGAACAAAUAACAGAAAAACUAUUCACAAUACCAUUCAGUCAUCCAUGAUUUGUCUACGAAGGACAUACAAAAUUUAGUGUCUCUUUUAAAGCGAGGCUUUAAAAAAAGGCUUUUCAAUUGAAGAAUUCAGAAUCUUUCUCAAAAUGAUUUUGAGAACUAUUAAAAAGAACGGAGAUCGAGAAAAGCAAUAAUGAACAUUUGAUCACAAAAACGGAUAUUAUCUUUCGUUCUCAGCAAAUAUUUGAAUAUUAGAACUCGCGAUAUUUGAAGAUUCCCUGGACUGUUUUUACAUCUUUAUCAUGAGAAAAUUAGUCUCUGAUGAGAAUUCUAUAACCUUUGAGUGCAUUAUAUCCCGAAAUCGUGAUGACCGAUAAAAAAAUGAACAUACGAUGACAGUAACUGGGAAUUAUAUACAGCGAUAUGUUUGAAAUGCAUUGCAGUGACUCGGUCAAGGUAUGAAUCAGCGCUGCUUCGUAUAUUCCAUGCGUAAUUUUGAAACUCUCCGAAGCCACAUACAAAGAAAUGUACAACGUUCGGCUGCCGUGCCAAAUAAUAAUUUAGCAAAAUGUUCCUAACUCGUUUCAUACAUGCAUUGAGUCGCGAAGUGUACUUCAAAAUAUUGAUUUCCGCGUCGUUGCUUGUAUUCGUGUAUUUCCAUUGGAUAUUUCCAAUUCCUUCACGUUUGUAACUGUGAAACGUAUUUUUAUAAGAGAAAACGCAACUUGUAAUGUGAUAAUCUGUAUUUAAUCGAAUUAUACACCCAGCAAGAAAUCAUACGAUGAUGUGUAAGUGUGUC
Messenger RNA from Nomia melanderi (Alkali bee), 8073 nucleotides. RefSeq lists its product as uncharacterized. NCBI's taxonomy places the organism in Eukaryota, Metazoa, Arthropoda, Insecta, Hymenoptera, Halictidae. The record is from RefSeq and is a predicted model, not a curated record.